Hymenoscyphus albidus is the source of this 2540-nucleotide messenger RNA. Lineage: Eukaryota; Fungi; Ascomycota; Leotiomycetes; Helotiales; Helotiaceae. The record is from the annotation of a GenBank genome assembly.
AUUUCGUUCGCGCAACAUUCACCUGUGAACGCAUCUCAUUCUUUUAACCAUCAUCAUCCUAACCUUCUUACAGUGAAUACCAUCACAAUUCACUCAAUACCCUUAUAUAUACCCUAGACGCCUCGGUACCCUCGGCGUCUCGGCACCAUGAACCACCCAGCGCAGGGUGGGCAAUUCCCACAAGGUCAGACUCAAGGCCAACCUGGAGCCGCUCAACAGCAGCAGCAACAACAGAACCAACAGAGGCGACCGCAACAGAUCAUUCUGUAUAAGCCGGAGCAGAUGCGAAACCUGCCGGAUCAAUUCACCAGCGAAAAGGCAAAGUGGGAACACGGUCUGAGACAACUGUGGGCAAUUCACGACGCAAACGCCGAAGGUACACAAGAACACACCGAUGCGAAGCGCAAGAUAUUCGAGUUCUCCAAAACUUUGACCGCAAAAAUGCAGGCAUAUCGAAUGGCGCAACAACAGAAGCAGCAAGCCCAGCAGGCUGGUGGUAAUGGAGGUGCUCCAGGUGGAGCAGGAGCACCACAGCAGGGUCAGGGACAACCACAAACACAAGCAGGAGAGGGUAGCGCAUCUUCCUCGACGGCAGAACAGCAGCAGAGAGCCAAAACUUCACAAGUUUCGGCCAAAGUCAUGGAACAUGUGAGCAAGUUCCCAUACGUUCUGCCAGCUGGUAUCACGCAAGGAACCCCCGAGGCGGCCAAAUGGCUGGGCGAGGCGAAGCAGAGAUAUCUCAAGGGACUUGUGGCUAUGGAAGGAGCAACGGCAAGACUGGCAGCCUUAGAUGCUCAUCAAAUGAGAAGAAAGGAGGCGGGCAAGCCAUUGACGGAGGAAGAGCAAAAGGAUAUCCGAGAGAAAAAGGAGCACUUUACCAAGACUCACGCCGAAGCGAAGCAAUUUGUUGAUAACUUUCGAAAUCAACAAAAGGCUGCUCAACCGCAAAAUCAAAAUCAAAAUCAACAAGCGAGUCAGCAAGCGAAUCAAGCACCCGCUGGUGGAGCUGUCAAUACGAAUAAUGGACAGAAUGCUGCGGCUCCUGCUAGACCCCAAUUGAACCCUCAGCAACAAGCUCCAAAUCCAGCAAUGCAAGGUGCUCAAGCGGUAAAUGCAGCUAUAGAAGCCGCGAAAAACCAGCAACAGAUGGGUGCCCGUCCUAUGCCACAAAAUCAAAAUAACCAGAUUUCCCAAUCCCAAAUGCCGGGCGCGGGCGCUCCUUCCCUACCACAACAGCAAGUUGCGCAAAAUAUCAAGACCGAGACGGGCCUUCCUCCUCCCAUAAAUACUUCCAUCAACCAGAUGCAAACUUCCCGACCCAUGCAAAACUCACCAUUAACUGCUGGCGGUCAUCCUCAAUCUGGUCACCCCCAAUCAGCUGGACUUCCUCAAUCCGCAAAUACUCAACAACCACCACGGGCUCUUACGCAUCAGGCAGCCCUUACUCAAGCAGCCAGAAGCUAUUCCAGCGGUAAUACAACAGCACCACAAGUCAUGGGUCACUCACAUCCAUCCGCGACUCAACGCGAUCCUCAAAUCAACACCAACAAGAUGCCCAUCCCCAAGCACCUUCCUGAACGCGCAGUUGCGCCUCCUCAACCGGUAGCCAUUAAUCAGGCACGACCAACUUAUUCUGGUGGCCCGAGUAAUGUGGGUAAUGGCGUUAUGUCUCAACCUGUCCUUCCCAAGGCGCCUGGUUAUAAUAUGAGUGGAGAGGGAGAUCGUGUGAUGAGUAGGAAGAAAUUGGAUGAGCUUGUGAAGCAGGUCACUGGGGGUGGUAAUGGAGAUGCUCCUAGUUUGACGCCCGAAGUUGAAGAGGUAAGCUUUUAUUAUUGAUAUUUUUCUUACAUUUCUUCACUUUUUUUCACUUUCACUUCCACACUCACUCCCUCCUCACUUUCACUCUUUCACCUCUUCCUAUUACUCACCGUGACUAACACUCUCCUCAGUCCAUGCUUACUGUAGCCGAUACCUUCGUCGACCAAGUUCUCCACGCUGCCUGCAAAGUCGCCAAAGAACGCGGUUCUAAAGCCCUGGAGAUUCGCGAUAUCCAACUCACUCUGGAACGUGGAUAUAAUAUCCGUAUCCCAGGAUAUGCGAGUGAUGAGAUUCGAACGGUCAAGAAGAUUCAACCGGCUACCAAUUGGAUCAAUAAGAUGAGUGCGGUGCAGGCUAGUAAGGUGACCGGGGGUAAGGGGGGUGAUUGAUUUUUUCGUCAUGAGAGAUAGGGGUAGAAGGAGAUACGAGGGAUAAGUGAAUCAAAGCUUAUGAACCGCAUCUUGCUGGGUGUUUUAUGGGGUUUGGGUUAUGGGGGAGGAAAGGGGGGAUUCGCGUCAAGUUCGUUGCGUUGCUUUACUAGGUCGGUAUGUACAUACCUGAAAACCAUGGAGUUCUGCGGUUCAUGGGUUCAUGGAGGGAAUGUUUAUGUGGGAUGGGAUGCGUGGUACAUAUAUGCGUGGUACAUAUAUGCGUGGUAUUUGCUUGGGGGGUUUUUUUGAUGGGAGGGAGGCAUUGCAUGGUCGGUACCUUUCUUCGUGGCA